GCAGCAUUGUGUCUCAUAACACCCCGGUUCAAAUCUGUUCCUGAAGGAGGCAUGGCUGCUCUCUUUAAAGCAAGAAAGGCGCUCGGUCUGUGUCUCUCGGGCUGUCGGAGUUUCUCGGCUCUGGCUGAGCUGCCGGAGACUCACCAGCUGCUCCGUCAGACUUGCAGAGACUUCGCCGACCGAGAGCUGACCCCCAUCGCCGGGAAGCUGGACAAAGAGCAUGCUUUCCCUAAAAAACAGAUCCAGGAUUUGGGGGCGCUGGGUGUGAUGGCCAUAGAGGUGCCGGAGGAACUCGGGGGGGCGGGGAUGGACUACCUGGCCUACAGUCUGGCCAUGGAGGAGAUCAGCCGAGGCUGCGCCAGCACGGGGGUCGUGGUGUCCGUCAAUAACUCUCUGUACAUUGGGCCGAUAUUAAAGAACGGCACAGAGGAGCAGAAGCAGCAGUGGAUCACACCGUUCACCACCGGAGAGAAGGUGGGCUGCUUCGGACUCAGUGAGCCAGGUAACGGCAGCGAUGCGGGCGCGGCCUCCACCGUGGCCAUUCAGGACGGAGAGGACUGGGUUCUGAACGGGACCAAAGCCUGGAUCACCAACAGCUGGGACGCCUCGGCCACCAUCGUGUUCGCCACCACCGACAAGAAGCUCAAACACAAGGGUAUCAGUGCCUUCCUGAUCCCCAUGCCUCACCCCGGUCUCUCUCUGGGGAAGAAGGAGGACAAACUGGGCAUCAAGGCCUCGUCCACGGCCAACAUCAUCAUGGAGGACUGCAGGAUCCCUUUGGGAAACAUGCUGGGGCCUCGAGGCUCCGGGUUCAAGAUCGCUAUGCAAACUCUGGACAGCGGGAGGAUCGGGAUCGCUGCUCAGGCUCUGGGGAUCGCUCAGGCGUCUCUGGACUGCGCUGUAGAUUACGCUCUCAAACGCGUUGCAUUCGGAUCUCCAAUCGGAAAGCUGCAGGCCAUACAGUUUAAGCUGGCUGACAUGGGGGUGGCGGUGGAAAGCGCUCGCCUGCUCACCUGGAAAGCUGCUCUGCUUCGAGACUCAAAGCAACCCUUCACCAAGGAAGCAGCCAUGGCUAAACUCGCAGCGUCUGAAGCCGCCACCUUCUGCGCUCAUCAGGCGAUCCAGGUCCUGGGGGGGAUGGGCUACGUGACGGACAUGCCGGCGGAGAGGCAUUAUCGAGACGCUCGCAUCACGGAGAUCUACGAGGGAACCAGUGAGAUCCAGAGACUGGUGAUAGCCGGACAAAUCUUGAAGGAGUACCAGUGAUACGCAACCGAAAACUGACAAUCAAUCACAGAUCUGGAGUCAGAUGAGUCGACCUGGAGACAUUACCUUAUACGUAAAGAUAGGAGAAUGUGAGCUGAGCUGCAGGUUUUAUAUGUUUGUACCCAAACGCUAUUAAAUGCCGACGUUCAGAGGAGAUUCAGAUGAUUUGACGUCUAACCCACAUCUUUUCACGUUUCGAGAGAAUUAUAGCACUUAUUUUUGACUUGGCUCUAAAACGUCACUUUUCUUUGUUGAUUUUAGGGUCAGUUCACUUUAAACAUCACAAAUCUGCUUAGAAAUAAAAAAGAACUAUUUGGGUUUUAAAGUUUUCCUUUAUACCGUCGGCUCAAAAAUGUCCGACUUUUCUUUGCGUCUUUUAAUGCAUCGCCAGAUUUAAGGAUCAAUACUUUCUUUCAUGCCAUGCAGACAGUUUUAGUUUCGUAUGUUAUUUGUCUCCUUUUCAACAAUUAAUAUCUAAAUAUUCUGCUUUUUAAUACAAUAAUGAAACCAAUUCAAGGGUUUAAAAAACAUACAAUCACAAAUCUGCUUAGUAAUAAAACCAACUCAUAUAACUGCCUGAAUAUUCUGUUUUUAAAGUUUCCUUUUAAUGCAAACAGAAGCUGCUAAUGGAUCAUCUGGCCUACUUUUGAGAAACUUUCCAUGAAAUGUCUACAAACACAAUCCAGAACAACAUUAAAUAACAGUUUAUUAUCAUUAGAAUUUGAUAAAUAGACACAAGAUUAAUUUUAUUCAAGGUUUUGUGUGAACUGACCCUUAAAAUGAUAACUUCCCGUGACAGCCAGCAGGGGGCGCUGCAGUGCCUUAAGGAUUCUUUGACCCACUUUCAUCAAUUUCCGUAAAAACUGAGAAAUAAUCACUUUUUUUCCAGAUUGAAAAUAUUUGUUGACUUUAGUUUUACUAAUUUAAUAUCCUGAAUUUCAGUUAGAGAUAAUACUUGAAUGAUUGUGGUGAAUAAAGCCUGAUUGUUUAGUGGAUACAUCUGUUAUGAAAUACAGUUUGUCUGCUUGUGUUUGGUUCAUUUCACCGUGCCUCAAUAACUUGUACAUAUUAAAAUGUAUUUAUGGUGUGUGGAUGAUAAUAAAAAACACAAUUGCAGGAUU
This is a messenger RNA of Notothenia coriiceps (black rockcod), 2387 nucleotides long. RefSeq names its product acyl-CoA dehydrogenase short chain (gene acads). The coding region runs from base 52 to 1266 and encodes 404 amino acids. The transcript is spliced from 10 exons. NCBI's taxonomy places the organism in Eukaryota, Metazoa, Chordata, Actinopteri, Perciformes, Nototheniidae. Gene Ontology annotation, cellular component: mitochondrion. Gene Ontology annotation, biological process: butyrate catabolic process; fatty acid beta-oxidation using acyl-CoA dehydrogenase. The record is from RefSeq and is a predicted model, not a curated record. Gene Ontology annotation, molecular function: flavin adenine dinucleotide binding; short-chain fatty acyl-CoA dehydrogenase activity.